Prorocentrum cordatum is the source of this 1237-nucleotide messenger RNA. The record is from the annotation of a GenBank genome assembly. NCBI's taxonomy places the organism in Eukaryota, Dinophyceae, Prorocentrales, Prorocentraceae.
CGUGAACGUCCGGGCCCUGUGCCCCGUGGCGUGCGGCUGCGACAGGGGCCCUUCUGGGAUGACCGGGGCAUUCGGCUCGGUGAGCUACGGCUGCCCACAGCAGUGCCACGAUAUGUACGCGCUGCGCGACCAGCUGUCGUAUUUGUCAAGCGCUUCUUCGAAUGCAUCGGAUGCGUCACCUGUAGCAGGACAAACAGCAUCACCCACAGCGGUACCUACAGCGGCACCGACAGGAGCACCAGGGGCACCCACAGCGUUACCGACAGCAGCACCCACAGCCGCACCUACAGCAGCACCCACAGCGGUACCUACAGCGGCACCGACAGCAGCACCAGGGACACCCACAGCGUUACCCACACCAGCUCCCACAGCGCCGUCCCGCAGAUUACAGGUCCUUCCAACGAGCUCCUGCGAGGAUGCCAGCGACGACGAUUUGAUUAGUGAUUCGUUCGCUUCGAUAUCUUGCUUGACUAACUUCACUGCGUGCUUGCAAUUGUCUGGGAUUGCUCAGUGGUACGCAAUUUAUGCACAAGGCGUCUCUUCAAACACAGAGUCCUCGUGGGGAGCCAGGACGCGGUUGCAAGUAAAAGCAGCGGCGAUGCAAACCAUGGGCUUGCUGCCGGCCGGAAAUCAUACCGUCGCGGAGUUCACGGAGUCUUUCUUGGCCGGCGGUCUGUCCGCAUCUUUGGUGAAUGGCACAUGGAGUUUCGCCCACCCGGACAUUCCGCACCCGCGCGGCCUCACGGGUUGCAGCUACCUCGCGUCCUACGAGGUGUCCGCCCUCGUGGGCGUCGACCUCUGCAGUCCGGGCAGCCUCACGUCCGUCCGCGCCAUCUGCCCAGCAUCUUGCCGCUGCGCAGCGGGCAUGGCGGAGUGCCCCGCUGCGUGCGCGCUCGCGAGCGGGGCGCAGAACGACGUGAACACAACGACAGCAACGCCGUCGGCGGCUUCUACGCCGGCGCCAACCGAAGCUCCCACGACGGCACCAACGGCCUUGCCGACGGCGGCACCGACAGCAGCACCGGGUGCUUCCACCGCGUCACCGACAGCAGCACCCACAGCCGCACCUACAGCGGCACCCACAGCAGCACCGGGUGCUUCCACCGCGUCACCGACAGCAGCACCCACAGCCGCACCUACAGCGGCACCCACAGCAGCACCGGGUGCUUCCACCGCGUCACCGACAGCAGCACCCACAGCCGCACCUACAGCGGCACCCACAGCGGCACCCACAGCG